CUCUCUUUCUCUUUAUCUUUCUCUUUCUCUGUCAUACACAUACAUAGAUCACCUCUACUCUCUGUUCUCUCUCUCUCUCUCUCUCUCUCUCUUCCCAAAAAGAGAUAUCUCAACCCAUCACGAGCGCACAAGUAUACAGAUAGAAAGAACAACAGGAACCAGAAGAAGCAGCACUGAAGCAGGAGCAACAGGGGAUAUGAAAAGAAAAGAGAAUCAUGAUCAGAUGUAGUUCUGAACCUUAAGCUAUAGAAAGGAAGGGAUCAGAAGAGGACAGGGGGGAGGGAGGAAAGGGAAGAAGGAAAGCAUGGAGGAAGCACUCAAGUCCCUCUCCCUGGACUACCUCAACCUGCUCAUCAAUGGCCAGGCCUUCAGCGACGUGACCUUCAGCGUCGAGGGCCGCCUCGUCCACGCCCACCGCUGCAUCCUGGCCGCCCGCAGCCUCUUCUUCCGUAGGUUCUUCUGCGGCACUGAGCCGCCACCGCCGGGCCUGCUGUCGUCGCCGAGGGGCGGAGCGGCGUCCCCAGGGGCCACCGGUGCCGGCGUCGUCAUCCCCGUGAACUCGAUCAGCUACGAGGUGUUCCUGCUGAUGCUGCAGUUCCUGUACAGCGGGCAGGUGUCCGUGAUGCCGCAGAAGCACGAGCCCCGCCCUAAUUGCGGCGAGCGCGGUUGCUGGCACACCCACUGCACCGCCGCCGUCGACCUCGCCCUCGACACCCUGGCCGCCGCCCGCUCUUUCGGCGUCAAGCAGCUCGAGCAGAUCACCGAGAAGCAAUUGGCUAGCGUGGUGGAGAAGGCAUCGAUCGAGGACGUGAUGAAGGUCCUGAUGGCUUCGCGGCAGCAAGACAUGCAGCAGCUCUGGGCCACCUGCUCGCACCUGGUCGCCAAGUCGGGCCUCCCGGCGGAGGUGCUGGCGAAGCACCUCCCCAUCGACGUGGUCGCUAGGAUCGAAGAGCUCCGCCUCAAGUCCUCCCUCGUCCGUCGGUCCUCCUUCGUCGGUCACCACCCCCACCAGAUCGAUGUCGGCGGCCCCGCUGCGGACCUCGAGGACCACCACCACAAGAUCCGCCGCAUGCGCCGCGCCCUCGACUCCUCCGACGUGGAGCUCGUCAAGCUGAUGGUCAUGGGGGAGGGGCUGAACCUCGACGAUGCGUUUGCCCUCCACUACGCCGUCGAGAACUGCAGCCGCGAGGUCGUCAAGGCACUUCUCGAGCUCGGCGCCGCCGACGUCAAUUGCCCGGCUGGUCCAACGGGCAAGACACCGCUCCACAUCGCCGCCGAGAUGGUCUGCCCCGACAUGGUCGCCGUCCUGCUCGACCACCACGCCGACCCCAACGUUCGCACCGUCGACGGCGUCACCCCGCUCGACAUCCUCCGCACCCUCACCUCCGACUUCCUCUUCAAGGGUGCAGUGCCAGGCCUGUCGCACAUCGAACCCAACAAGCUCCGCCUGUGUCUCGAGUUAGUCCAGUCCGCGGCAUUGGUCAUGUCCCGUGAGGAGGCCAACUGUGGAGGGGGCACCGGCGGUGCCGGAAACAGCCCGAGCUCGGUCAUCUACCCACGGAUGAACCCGGAAAUCGGCGCUUGCAACACGAACAGCUCAAGCUCCAGCAUGGUCAACCUCAGCCUGGAUUCAAGAAUGGUGUAUCUGAAUCUUGGGAUGGCGGCACAAUUCGGAACCAAGAUGAACGAUGGCGGCGGAGACGAAAGCGGCAGCGGUAGGCCUCGAGGUGGUGGCAUUGGCCCAUCCUCCAUGUAUCCUUCUCAUGCCUUCCCAUGACCAACUCCGCAAGAUCCGAGGACCACCAAUCCAUAGCACAAUAGUCACAUCAUUCUAUAAUCCGAUGAAUUCACAGGGGGAAUGGGGAACUGUUGUAUCUUUAAUCCAAAGGUUUUGUUAUUGGAGGAACAGGGAGAAGGGGCAUGUGCAGCUGCAUCCAGACAUGGCAAGGAAGGGCUCCUCAUAAUUUUAUA
Molecule: messenger RNA, 1971 nt
Organism: Musa acuminata AAA Group (dessert banana)
Lineage: Eukaryota; Viridiplantae; Streptophyta; Magnoliopsida; Zingiberales; Musaceae
Product: BTB/POZ domain and ankyrin repeat-containing protein NPR5
Exons: 3
Coding region: 305-1777 (490 amino acids)
Biological process (GO): plant organ development; induced systemic resistance, jasmonic acid mediated signaling pathway; regulation of DNA-templated transcription
Cellular component (GO): nucleus
Molecular function (GO): protein binding; transcription cis-regulatory region binding
Source: RefSeq, a predicted model, not a curated record